Lethenteron reissneri (Far Eastern brook lamprey) is the source of this 3426-nucleotide messenger RNA. RefSeq names its product cytidine/uridine monophosphate kinase 1 (gene CMPK1). NCBI's taxonomy places the organism in Eukaryota, Metazoa, Chordata, Hyperoartia, Petromyzontiformes, Petromyzontidae. Gene Ontology annotation, molecular function: ATP binding. Gene Ontology annotation, biological process: 'de novo' pyrimidine nucleobase biosynthetic process; pyrimidine nucleotide biosynthetic process. The record is from RefSeq and is a predicted model, not a curated record.
UUUUCCUUUAACCCAAAAGCGGCCUGACCACAAUCGAUGACCCAACAACGUUGGGGCUCAUCGUCGCAAUGCGCAGAUUCAUAGCGGCGGCCAAACGCUCUGAGCGCGAGUUGAUGUUGAUGGUGACUCCAAACGUGGAGGGGGAACCCGGAGGGGCCGCGCAGCGUCCACGCGGAGAGAGACGCGCAAACUCCAAAUCUACAGCAGCAGCAGCAGCAGGCGUCAGGGUCGGGAUGGAGCCCACGACCUCCUGUACACCAGGCGAGGUGGUGUUCGUGCUGGGAGGACCCGGAGCUGGGAAAGGGACCCAGUGUGAGAAGAUCGUCGAGACCUUUGGCUACACACACCUGUCUGCGGGCGACUUGCUGCGGGCAGAGAGGUCGCGGAAGGGCUCCGAGUUCGGCACCCUCAUCGAGAAGUGCAUUCGGGAGGGCAGCAUCGUGCCGGUGGAGAUCACGCUCGCCCUGCUCAAGAAAGCGAUGGAGGAGACGAUGGCGAAGGAUCCGAGCAAGAGCCUGUUCCUCGUCGACGGUUUCCCGCGCAACAAGGACAACCUGGAGGGCUGGCAGCGUCACAUGGAGGGCAAGGCCAACGUCAAGUUUGUGCUCUUCUUCGACUGCAGCAACGAGGUCUGCAUCGAUCGCUGCCUGGAGCGGGGGAAGAGCAGUGGACGCUCGGACGACAACAGAGAGAGCCUCACCAAGCGGAUCGAGACUUACCUGACGUCCACCAAACCCAUCAUCGACAGCUACGGCGUGGAGGGGAAGGUCCGCCGCGUCGAUGCGGCCGGCACCGUGGCCGAGGUGUUUGCCGAAGUCAAGAAAGUGUUCGGGAAGAAGUGAGACUGCCCCAGUGCCACUCGGAGCGUGCAGAGUCCAAGGCAGUUGUGAAACUCGGCUUGUUUAAUUUCUUCACUUUUCUCUCUCUCUCCUCUCCCCUGGGUCGUCGUCGCUUUCUCGCAAAAUGGGAUGCUACGAACGGUGAAUGACGGUGGUGGUGAUGGUGAUAAUCAUGCGAUCAUUUUUUUAAUUCAGGGAAGUAACAUUCUGAAGAAGUGUGCGUGAGUGAGUGUGCGCGUGCGUGCGUGGUGGCGUUGGCUGUGACGGUCGCUUGAACUUGUUUGCUUGGGAACAUCGUCGCGAUCGUCAACAUCAUCAAUAUAUUUAUCACGGUUAGCUAGGUACGGUGCGAAUGAAGUUCUACGUACAUACACGAUCAACGUCACCCUCAACAAAGACAACACCACCAACAUCCUUAACAUCGUCGUCAACAUCAUCGUCGUCAACAUCAUCGUCGUCAACAUCGAAACGUCAGUCGUCGCGACACCGUAGAAAGCGCUGUGCCCAGCGCUCGCGUUUCUACACCGGCGCUGCCCGACAUCACGACCUCACGCACCUGCAGCUCGGCACAGAAACCCCCCCCCCCCACACACCUCCUUCGCUCCAAACACCGCCUUAGGAUCCCGAAAGAGCCGAGCUUUCAGCCGCAACGGGCACGUCCACAACAACUCGCUGGGGCGCGGCAGAUAAAGCGGCCGCGUCCGCGGAUCGUGUCGUGCGAUCGAUCCCGAGAAGGCGGCCUGGGUCACGUGACAGGUGGCUGGGUCAGGUGACGGGUGGCUGGGUCACGUGACGGGUGGCCGGGUCACGUGACAGGUGGCUGGGUCACGUGACGGGUGGCUUGGCCGCGGGGCCCCGGGGCUUGGCGUCUGUAUGUUUAGCCGCGUGCUCCGAACGUAGUCAUCGUUAUGUUUCGUUCCGCGUCAAGGACUCGCAAUGCGAUGGAAAAAUAAAAAUAGAAAUCACGGAAUUAACAAAUUGGGUGUUAACCCCAGCGGGGCCCGGGGUGGCUCCGACGGCCACAGACGCUGAGAGGCUGAGGGGCUGAGAGGCUGGGUUCCAACCCGGGUCUCAGCCACCCACCCUUAGUGAUUGCACCACAGCUGAUGGUCUCACCUGUGACUGACACAGAGACCCAUAGACUCACAUAGAGAUCCAUAGACUCGCAUAGAGAUCCAUAGACUCACAUAGAGACCCGCAGACUCACAGAGAGACCCACAGCCUCACACAGAGACCCAGAGACUCGCAUAGAGAUUCAUAGACUCACACAGAGACUCAUAGACUCGCACAUAGAGACCCAUAGACUCGCAUAGAGACUCAUAGACUUAUAUAGAGACCCGUAGACCUGCAUAGAGAUUAAAGCCGAUCACCAAUGACUGCACAAUUACAUUUUUAGUUUUUUUUUUAUUGUUGCUUAAUUUGGCCAAAUUGCAGCUCGGAGAAUGACAAAUAUCAGCUUUGACUGCCAUGCAACGCUACUCAUCAUAUCAGGGCACGGUGGUGGGUACUGCCCCUUCGUGUGUGUGUGUGUGUCAAGAGCUAUCACUUGAAAGGAACUGCAGAAGGCGUUCCGCAGUUUUGAGAGUGAGCCAUGAGCUGCACUCCCAGAGUUUCCGUCUCGCGGUCGAUGCAAAGACGAUGACGACGACGCCGCAUCGUAACACGCCGUUGUAAGAAGACAUUCCCCCCCCCCCCCCCCGGAGCCUUUGACGCAACACCCUCUUUCAGAUCCGCUCGCUCUGCUGGCCCCGCGAGGCACACACACACACGUGUGUGUCUGUUGAACUUCUUUCACCCAUGUGACUCGGGGGCCAAGCAGGGCCAGGCGAGGGGGGGGGGGCGGCAUCCAGCGAGUUGGAGGGGCAAUUAAAUACCGCCCGCGUGUGUUGUGUGUGUGCACUCCAUGAACCCGGCGGCCCGAGUUCGAUUCCCGCUCAUGGCCAACGCCGCCAGUGAUCAUUAUCUGAACUGGUCCUGGGCCUCCCCUAGAUCGACUCGGCUGCAAAUGUGUGUAAAAUCAUCGCCACUCGGGAGACGAAGGUGGUCGGGCGUGGUGCUGGCCACCCUCCCCCUUCGCGUGCCGCUGCGGGCUUCACAGGUGUUACUCGCCCCAACAGUCGGUUAAGGCUACACGGGGGGGGAUCUUUGUCUUCUUUGUGUGAAUGUGCCGGGGCUGGCUUGGCACGGCACCGGCACGGCUCGGGUGCGCCAGUGGAAAGAGAGGUGUCGGUGGACGGUUCGAAUCGCAGGGGGUUUACCCAAGCCCUCGGGCGGUGACGUCCGCUUUCCCAGCGUGCGUGCGUCGCUCGCUCUGCGCGUGGCGUCCGUGGUUCUUCUCGUGUUUAUAUUUUGUAGCGUUUUUGUUGGGUGGCCUUCGUGUCCCACCUUCGACAACUCUUCUUUGGCUCGCGGUUUUUAGUUUAGUUUUUUUUUCCUGCCGGUGGUCACGUACGGAUCUCCUUGAUUUGUUUCGUCGCGGCGAUUUGAAAUCGCUCCUGCGUCUUGUUCUUCUUUCUCAGUCCCCGUCGUCAGAUCGUGUCGUUUCCUCGCAACGUAUUUGGUGCAAAUAAAGGUGGCGGUGACGGUG